CUGCAGGCCAUGGAAGACAUCGUUUCCGGUCGAGUUUCUCCGCGCGGAGCGACUGUGCCGCGCAUGCGCAGCAGAGGGGCGGGGCUAACGUCGUUCCCGGAAGGGCCGUGCCGAGCCAUGCCGGCCCUCGCCGGCUUCCGUCAGCGGCUGGCGGCGCCGCUACGGGCCCGCGGCGGGGCCAUGCCCCGGAAGGGAAAAGCGGCCGGGAAGGAGCCCACCGAGCCCGGCGCCGCCGCGGGGCCGGUGUUGGCAGCGGGCGACGGCGGCGUCAGGGUGUCGGUGCGCGCCAAGCCCGGCUCCCGCCGCAGCGCCGUGACAGAUGUGACAGCCGAGGCGGUAGGUGUGGCUAUUGCUGCACCGCCUUCAGAAGGGGAGGCGAACGCAGAGCUGUGCCGCUACCUUUCCAAGGUGCUACAAGUGAAGAAGAGUGACGUUAUUUUAGAGAAGGGUGGUAAAUCACGUGAUAAGGUGGUGAAGAUUUUGGUAUCGCUGACACCAGAUGAAGUGUUAGAAAAACUGAAAAAAGAAGCUUCCACUUGACCUAAAACAAGAGUGGAAAAUGGAACAAUGUUAUGCAUCUUGGUGAACAGAAUGAUGUUUUUUUCUUAUGUAAAUUGGUCCUUCUGGGAAUUUGGAUACUGACUGGGAAAAGAUAUGCUCCUCUGCUCCUUCUUUCUUUGUUACUGGCACUGCUGUGUAGCUGAACUGUUCAUGUAGGUUUGGUAGGAAAAGCCUUGUUUACAGAGGCUCUGCGUCUGCUUCUGUCAGUAACACUUGUCCUCUUCCCUGCUCUCUCAGGGUUUCUGAAUGCAGCAAAAUUUGGUUCAUAAAGUAGAAGGCUUGGAGUGCUUUAAAGGCAUCAGUGCAAUGUGAAGCGCGAAACAGUCUGGGUGGUACAGACCCUGGAAGUGUUCUCUUUAAUAGCUGGUGGCAGGUGUUGGGUGCAGUUCCACACUAUGCUAAAUAUACAUAUCUAAAAUUAAUGUAUUUAAAGCUAAUGUAUAUACUGUGGUUGGUCAUCACACAGGCAGGCUAAAACCAGAAUUGCUAGUCUGUAAUUAGUUACCUGAAAAGCAGAGCUAUAAUUGUGGUAGCUCUACAAAACGUAUCUCAAAUGUAAUGACUUUUUAAUAAAAGAGCAAAAAAAUAUUACCAAA
Messenger RNA from Tympanuchus pallidicinctus (lesser prairie-chicken), 1157 nucleotides. RefSeq names its product chromosome unknown C15orf40 homolog (gene CUNH15orf40). The transcript has 4 exons. Gene Ontology annotation, cellular component: cytoplasm. Lineage: Eukaryota; Metazoa; Chordata; Aves; Galliformes; Phasianidae. Bases 10 to 540 code for a protein of 176 amino acids. The record is from RefSeq and is a predicted model, not a curated record.